Molecule: messenger RNA, 701 nt
Organism: Neurospora crassa OR74A
Lineage: Eukaryota; Fungi; Ascomycota; Sordariomycetes; Sordariales; Sordariaceae
Exons: 2
Coding region: 216-536 (106 amino acids)
Source: RefSeq, a predicted model, not a curated record
CUUGCCCUUUUCAGGCGGACAAAGGAGUUCCUGGCGAAAACCUAAUGCCCUCGUUACCGAUAGAACAAGAACAACUCAGCUGGCCAGGGUUCCAUGUCUCUUGAUUCUAGCCGAGCCUGGCGCGCCUGGCAAGCCAGCCAUGACUGAAGAUACAACAGGUCUCGUUUCUGCUGCCCAAACAUCAGAUUUUGAUUCCACGGGUUACCAGGCAAUAAAUGAUCCCGUUGGUACGAGAUGUUCCAGGUUUUCAAUGGAUAUUACCGGAGUCACAAACAUUGCGACACUCUCCGGAGCAAAUGGGUGCUCAACUCCGUGACUUUUUUGCUUGUUUGCAAUGGGACCAUCGUGCACAUUCACACCAGCUCAUUGCAGUGUUCCUGAAUCCAGCAACAUUGGAAGAAGAUCUUGUUUCAUGUCAGCUACCGGCCUCACUUGCCUACUGCUCAACGGAUCUCAGACCUGCGACUUAUGCCGAAUUGACGAGCAGUCACGAUGCAGUCCUAUGCAGACAUGAAUAUUUUUCUACCAGAGUCUAAAGCAAAACAACAUUGAACAUCAAAAUGCUAGUGUAGACAUAGUACCCUUUCAAGAGGGCGGCGACUUGAAGGGUCUCAGGAUUGGAUCUCGGGACUGCAGUUGGUAGUUCAGUUUCCUAUUGUGUCCCAAGCAGCGCCCCCAGCCCACGGGCGGGCACUGUCCAG